UUUGCUCACCCACACAACACCAUUCACAUUUCACGCUUUACCAGCAAUCCACUGCCUUGUUAGCUGGAUCCGAUCGACCUAACUUGGUGAGGGCAAAGUUUCCCGUGUACCGGCGGUGUAAGUUACCGGUACCCAUUGCCGGGGAGCAUCGAUGUUUUGACAUCUUCAAACUGCCUGGGCCUGUCAGAGCCCGCCAGAACUGGUACAUACAUGGCUUCUUUCCUCUGCAGUGGUUCAGCCGAUGACUUCUGCUAACAAGGCAAAGUAAUAAGAAAACAAUAAGGCUUGUUCAACCCCAUUAUUCCCGCGCAUCGGUCGCCAAAUCCAGUGGCGCCAUGACCCCAUCAGCGACUCCUCCAAAGCCCGAAGGCGCCGACUCGGACGCUGGCGGCGGUGCCAAGCCGGCAGAGGCUGCCGAUGGUACGGACACGGCCCAGGCCAGCAUGCGAAAUGGGAACCCCUCGCCCCAGCCAUCUUCGUCUUCGCCGUCCUCUUCGUCGGUCGCCGACACGCUGGCGCAGGUAAGAGCCCAUCGCCUACCUACUGCUAGUCUCCUAGUGUACUGCCCUUGGAGAGGAGGUUGGACAAGCUUCAUCACGGGGUUUGUAUAGCCGCCCCGGUGUCCAUGUUCAGCCCUGCUCAACUCUGCUUUCCUAUACGUUUAUUAUGCAUAUCAUCCCUGCUGACAUGCUGUCCCUCCGGAUUACGGU
Messenger RNA from Canariomyces notabilis, 710 nucleotides. RefSeq lists its product as uncharacterized. The record is from RefSeq and is a predicted model, not a curated record. NCBI's taxonomy places the organism in Eukaryota, Fungi, Ascomycota, Sordariomycetes, Sordariales, Chaetomiaceae. The transcript has a single exon. Bases 336 to 611 code for a protein of 91 amino acids.